This is a messenger RNA of Dovyalis caffra, 1389 nucleotides long. The record is from the annotation of a GenBank genome assembly. Lineage: Eukaryota; Viridiplantae; Streptophyta; Magnoliopsida; Malpighiales; Salicaceae.
AUGGAAGACAGAGACGACUAUAAAUUUCUGAAAAUAAAAGACGCCAUUUCUGCAAUCAACCAGAAAGUCAAUCUAAUAGGCGUCGUUCUCGAGUUCGGUUUACCCAAAUCAACCAGAGGAACCGAUUAUUUUUGUACAGUGAAAAUAGUUGAUGAAUCCUAUCCGAAACCUGGAAUUCCGGUCAAUGUUUUCAUGGCAAGUGUGGAAAAUCUUCCUAGUGUUGGGUCACCUGGAGAUAUAAUUCAACUUUCUCGUGUCGUGAUGAAACCUCACAAUGAUGGUGUCUAUGCUCUUUUCAAUAAAAAAUUUUCUUCUUUUGCUUUAUAUGAAGGAAAAAGUGGUGAAGACUUCGUACCUUAUCAAUGUUCUUCAAUAUUUCGCCGAAGAGACCAUGACUCGAAGUUUAUAGCAGGCCUGAGAAAAUGGUUGGUUGACUUUCAGGUCGAUGAAGGAGUAAAUACUUUCUCCUUCUUGAGAGAGAUCAGGGAAGGACAGCGUGCUAAUUUGGUUUGCAAGAUACUUCAUGUUUGUGAGAUUGCCAAGGACAAUUGGAUGGCUCUUGUUUGGGACGGAACUGAUUCUCCACCAAUCAGCAUUAAUACAAGUCCAGAACACAAAAUGGAUGAUCAACUUCCUUUACAGUUGGAACCCUCACCUUUGCCGAGAGAUUUAUUAUGUACGUUUCCUACUGUUGGAACGAUAUUACGGGUAAUCAUUGACAACGCCAAUCAGAAGUAUGCUCUCCACCUGCUCAGUGUGGGUAAAUGGGUGAAGUUCAUCAGCAUACUCUGUGAAGUGCGUGCAGUACUCUGGUGUGGUGUUUUGACACCUUUCACAAAGCUUAGAUAUUUAUCAAAUGAGGAUCAUUCCGUGUUGGCAUGCCAGAGGUCAUAUGAUGAGCGCUUGUCAUUGAAAUUAGGGCGCAUCCCAUAUUGGUGCUUUCCAUGGUGUUCACGAAUUACAGAGGUUGACUAUGACCACAUGCCGUUUGUUACAUUAAUGGAUGUUCUCACCUAUUCAGAGGCAACUGCUAGAUUCAAGUGCAUAAUUAGAGUAGUGGCUGCAUUUCCAUGGCGUGCUGAGGAUUUCUCUCAUCAUGGGACGUACAGAAUUAGACUAACCAUAGAGGAUCCAACUGCCAGAAUCCAUGCUUUUGUCUAUGCUGAAGAUGGGGAGAAAUUUUUUGAUGGUCAUCCCUCCAUCGAUGUAUUGACAAGCAAGCGCAACAAAUUGCUUGGAGUGGCUGCAAAUAAUGAUGGCAAGGGAGCCAUUCAUGCUUCCAGAAAUCCACCAUGGGUGCAGUGUUGCCUGAAAUCUUACUUCCUCGACAAAAAUGAUAUCUGGGGAAGUAGGCAUUAUAGAAUUUUUGGUACCAAGCUUGUGGAUUAA